Messenger RNA from Varanus komodoensis (Komodo dragon), 3064 nucleotides. It is a transcript of the gene RUFY4, whose product is annotated as RUN and FYVE domain containing 4. Gene Ontology annotation, cellular component: autophagosome; late endosome; lysosome. The coding region runs from base 228 to 3062 and encodes 944 amino acids. The transcript is spliced from 11 exons. The record is from RefSeq and is a predicted model, not a curated record. NCBI's taxonomy places the organism in Eukaryota, Metazoa, Chordata, Lepidosauria, Squamata, Varanidae. Gene Ontology annotation, biological process: plus-end-directed vesicle transport along microtubule; positive regulation of autophagosome maturation.
AGGAUCGGCGGCGGCGCUCGCCCUCCGCAAGCCGCCCGAGUCGAGGCCCGGGGGGAGAAGUCAUGCGGGUUUCCUGGACAUUACAUUUUAGAUUGCAUAUAAGAAAAGCUCUUGGAGGGUUCUUGGAGGCUCUCUCCACCCUGAAGUAAGCAUGUUACAGGGACCCAUGCAUGGAGGAAGGAGAAGAUCUCCAGCCUAGCAGUGUGGAGGCAAGCUGAGGCAGAGCUAUGGCGAGUGACAGAGAGCUCUUUCAUGUAAUCAAGGGCUUAAAGAAUACCAUAACUGAGCUGCACAAAAACUACCCAGAACAGGGACUACCAGUGACAGAUGGCAGUCGGGAAUUGCAACAGUUCUGUGCCCAGCUGGAGUUCCUGUUGCAGUAUGAUUUGAAAGAGAAGAGGAACCUCUUUGGGCAGAGAAAGGAUUAUUGGGAUUUUCUGAGCCUAGUCCUGACAAAGCUGCACAGUGGAACACAUGAAGGGGUGCAACACAUCUCCUCCCUGGACAAACUGAAAACGGCUGUGGGGAAGGGCCGUGCUUUCAUUCGCUAUUGCCUGGUUCAUCAGCAGCUGGCCGAAACUUUGCAACUUUGCUUCAUGGAGCCAAAGAUCACCAGUGACUGGUACUACGCACGCAGCCCCUUCCUGGACUGGACUCUGUGGCAGGACAUCUUGGGCUGCCUCUAUGAGCUGGACGGCAUCACCUUCCAUCUGGCCCUCUGCAGAGCAGAUCUGGAUGCUGCGUGGCCUAUGGUCUCUGAGGCUUUGCCACGGUGUUCCAUCCCAGCUCUUACGAACACCCAAGUGAAGAAAGCAUUCUCUGAGGUUGGGAACUCAAACACAGGUUGUACGAGCUGCCAAGGAGCUACCCAAGGUCAUGGCAGCUCACUAAAAACUAAGGACCAAGGCGUUAUUGAGGCAUCUGCUGAUGACCCGAGUAGGCCUGGGCUGGAACAGUCAGUGGAGAAAUGGAUCGGGGUCUGGAGAAGCAGAAAGAACAGCCUGCUGCAGAUGGGUUCCUUCCUAAAGCUGCAUCCCUUUAUGGAAAAGGGUGCCCAGCAUCCAGCUUCUGGCAGGGAAGUACAGAGUGCAAAUGGUGAAGUACAGGUGAGCACAGAGCAGCCAGGCAGUAUCUCCAGCCAUUGCCUGCUUCCUCAGCCUGAACACUGCCUCAGCGGACAGUUGGAAAGGCCACAUCAGGUGGCGGCCAAAGGUGAUGACUUGAAGCAGAAGAAUUUGAGAACUUUGAUGUGGGAAGUUGGUGCUUUGCAGCUGAAGCUGUCCCAGCAGCAAGAGGAGGGCAUGUCUCUGAGGCAUGCCCUUUCAGAGGAGCAUAGAGCUCUGAAAGAAGAGCUGGUAAAAUGUGAAGAACAAUGCAAAGAGAAAACAGCUGAGCAGGAAAAGCAGCAGCAGGAACUGGCCAGGGUAGUAAAGGCCCUCAAAGAGGCAGAACACAAGGUUGACAGUCUAACCAGUGAAUGCCAGAUGGCCUUGGCCAGGAAACAUGAUGCUGAGAAGGCUCUUGAGGAAGCAGAACAAAGGUUGAGUUCUCAGGAGGUGGAAAGGAGAAAGCAUCUGGAUGACAUUGAGGCCCAAGAACGGAGGCAUCAGCAGCUGCUCUGUCGAUGUCAAGGACUGCAGGAGAAACUGAAGGUCUGUGAAGAGAGUCUGGAGAGAUGGGAAAGGCAAGUGGUCGCCCUGAACAGCCAACAGGGCCAGAUGGAAACAGCUGAGGGGCAGUCAGACGGGACAAGUUGCAGGCCAGCAGAAAGGGAGGAAUACCCAAUUAUUUUGGAGAGAGGUCUCCUGAAGGAGAAAUUAGAGAGGAGUCUUGCUGAGAUAAAGGUGCUAGAGAAGGAGAAGGAAACACUUAUGGAAACUCUAGUGUCUCAGGAACAAAGUCUGGUGUUUACAAAGCUGGAAGUACAGAACCUUCAGAAGGAAUUGUCCCUAUGUCAAGAGAACAUUGUUAGUCUCCGGAUAUCUUCAGAGGAACAGGAGAAGACCCUGAGGGACAGGGAAGAAGCCGCUGAGGGCUUGCAAAGAAACCAAAAAGAGCUAUCAGAGCAGCUACAGGGAGCAAUGGAAAAAAACACUACACUGGAAGCUCAGUUGCAUCAGAAAGCCAGGGAACUGUCUCAGCUAGAAGCCCAAGUUGCUGAAGGGCAGAUCAGGUUUGAAAGAACUUUGCAGGAACUGAGGAACCAACUGGGAACUUUUGAAAAGAAGGUGGUCAUGCUGCAAGAGGAGAGGCAGGAACUCCAGGCCGCUCUGCAAAAAGCCCUCCAAGAAAGAGACAUCUUAACCAAGCAAGUGGAGAGCACAACUGUAGCCCUGGAGGGACAGACCCAAGUGGCCAUGAAGCUCAGAGAUGAGCUGGAGAAUUUGAAGGCUACCAACCAAGCAGUUCAAAAAGCCCGGGAGGAGAGAAGUGAAAUGGUGGCCUCAGCCUUAAGAGAAGAGUGCCUGCAGCUGAGAAACCAAGUGGAGCAGCUGGAACAGGAGAAAACACAAGCCACUGACCUAGCAGAGAAGCUGAGUGAAGAGUUGGAACAGUUCUGGGGAUGCCCUACAGAGGAAGGUGCUGCUUUGCUCACUGUGCCAGCUCUGGCAUAUGAGGUCCGAGACAAGAGAGCCACGGCUCAAGUCAAAGAGAAUGGCAACAUUGCUGAGAAAGGCGGCCAUGGAGCAGCUAAGUCAUGGCAGAUGGGGAAGGAGCUCUUUCAGGCAGAUGUGUUGCAAGAUUUGGGAAGACCUGCCAAGAAGGGGACCAAUGCCAAACACGGAACUGAUGCCCUGGGGAAGUGUCUGACUAGCCACCUGGAUAAAAUGACUGGGGACGUGCAGCAGGCGAAGCAAAUGCUUCUGGCCAAGGAGACGAGAACGAAGAAUCUCAUGGAGCAGCUAAGCCGGUCUCAGCAGGAGAAAGAGCAAUUGCAGCGUUCGCUUGAGAAAAGCCACCAAGAAUCAGAAGAAAAAGAGAAGAAAUACAAAAAGGAGCUCUUGGAACAGAGGGAACUCAUCUGCAGCAUGAAAGAGAAGCUGCUGGAACUACUACGGUGAGU